AUGCUUUUGCUUUUCAUAUUGCUUUUUCCAGAACAACUCAGCCAGGCAGAAUUCGCUUGUUUCUACACAGGCGAGGUGGCUCUUCAACAAGGUUCAACGAGGACUACCGACGUGGACAACGCUGAAGUAGAGCCUUGGUAUCCCAAGAAAAAAGUGUUACAACAGUUACUUACACAUUGUGUUGCAGGCCAAGCAAGACAAACCAGCUCUGUCAUGCCGGAUACGCAUAGAAGCCUCGUUUCAUAGGUGUUUUCCCGUAGGAUUUCUGCAUGACAAGUUUUCUCUCUCAUGCCGAGAAAUUUGUGUUGCUGAAUUGACUACAAAUGUGUAACUGUAACACUUUUUUCCUGGCAUACUUGGAGUUUGGUUAUCCUUACCAACGAGGAGCAGCGGUUAGAACGGCUCAAAGUAGGUGGUACGUCAAAGCAAGUGCUGAAGAAGCGCGGCGCACGACCAGAAUUGUUGUUUUCAACAAGGCCACCUAGAGAGUCCGUCAAACGGGCGGUCGUGUAUGAAUUGCAAAAGCAUCGUACUAGUAUGAAUCCCAUGACAAAUUAGCGCAGCAUGAGAAAUACAAUUUGUCAUGCUGAUUUACCUUGGGAUGGAGAUUUGUAAUGCAUGACUGCGAUUACUACGAGUACGAUACUUUUGCACAGGAUAUCGUGCUCGUGAUGCCAAAACGACCGAUGACAUCAAAGGGUGUUAUCAAAUGCAAACAUGUCUGGGUCUGGAAGGUUGCAACUUGUGAUGCUGUCUUUGGAAGGUAAAAAAGAUCUUUAUUGCAUGACCAGCGAGAGGAGUUCAGUUUGUGCUACGCGGAGUGGGCGUUUCUCAUGCGGAAUACGCAUCAGAAGGCCCCUUAUUAAAAAUCUGUGAUGCUAGGUAAUGCAUUACAGACAUCCUGGGUCAUGCAAAAUAUGCGUCGCAAACCUGGCAACCUUCCAGACCCAGACAUUUUUACAUUUGAUAGGUGUGGAAGGUGAGCAAAAAAGGAUCAUGCGACGAGGAGGACACAACGACGGCACAAGAGGAACUCCUAUCAAAUGCAAACAUCUUCCCUGGAUGUCUGGAAGGAGGUAAGGUCUGUCAUGCUUGUCUGGCAUGAGUAAAGAGUUUGUGAUGCGUGUCCAAGAAAAGACGUUCUCGUUUGUCAUGCAAAAACGCAGUUUGUCACGCGAGAAACGCAACACAAAGCCGCGCAAAUAUUUCUCAUGCUUGGCUGUGCAUUACUACAGAGCAUUCAUUAUUCACAGUUCAGCAUUACAAGUUUCCAGACAUCCAGGGAUAUUUGCAGUUGAUAACUCCUAGCGAUGACGUGCUUGCUGAAGACGAGGAAGAAGAAGCUCGACAAGCUCGCACUUUCUUUGCGAAGGAGCCGGGAUUCCUUGCGACCUGGCACGUAUCCUGUGCAAAAGUAUCGCACUCGCAUUGCAGUCAUGCAUUACAAAUCUUUUUCUUAAGGUAAAUCCGCAUUGCAAAUUUUAUUGCUUAUGCUGAGGAAAUUUGUAAUGCAUUUAUAUAUACGAGUGCGAUACUUUUGCAGUUCAUAGCACAUCGCUAGUGGCGAAGAUGAUAACCGCAGCGGGGCGACGCCCAGCUGUAUCGAAUGCAACAGCAUCGUACUAGAAUAAAUUGCAUUACAAAUGAAAUUUGUAAUGCUGUUUUAUUAACUUAGGAAUGAGAUUUGUCAUGCAUAACAGCAAUUACUACGUGUACGAUGCUUUUGCACAGGUGGCUCUUCAACAAGGUUCAACGAGGACUACAGACGUGGAUUUCAUAAGACCCAACCAGGGAGACGCGACGGUGACGACGACGAGACGAGCCCCUGCUGGGCAUGA
Amoebophrya sp. A120 is the source of this 1838-nucleotide messenger RNA. Lineage: Eukaryota; Dinophyceae; Syndiniales; Amoebophryaceae. The record is from the annotation of a GenBank genome assembly.